CACAUUCGCCAGGUUCGAUGGCUACAGUUGAGAUGGACCCUGAUACUUCUUUCCAUCUCGUUUCUGUGGCGGAGCUCACAGGACACGACGAUCGGGUUUGGAACGUCGCUUGGAACCCAACCAAGCCCCUCUUAGCCACUUGCUCCGCAGACAAAACUGUCCGACUAUACAGCUAUGCUGAAGGAGCCGACUCGUCGCCUGCAUUCGCGCUGCAUACAUCUAUCUCCACAGGGCAUAACAAGACUGUGCGCGCAUUAGCAUGGUCUCCAUCCGGCAUCGCGCUUGCAACGGCUUCUUUCGACGCCAAUAUCGGAAUUUGGCAAAGAGAGGGGGAAGAGGAGGCGGGAGAGGAGGAGGCGGGCGGUUGGGAGUGCAUGGCCUUGUUGGAAGGGCACGAGACAGAAUGCAAGAGCGUCGCAUGGUCUGCAUCGGGGAAUCUGUUGGCGAGUUGUAGUCGCGAUAAGACUGUGUGGGUUUGGGAAGCGGGUCCAGACCAUGACUUUGAGUGCAUGGGCGUGUUAAUGGAACACACGCAAGACGUCAAGGCAGUUGCGUGGCAUCCACAUGAAGAAAUACUUGCAUCUGCCUCAUAUGAUGACACUAUAAAGCUGUACAUCGACGAUCCUAGCGAGGACUGGUUUUGCUUCGCUACGUUGAGCGGGCACACCUCGACGGUUUGGUCACUAGCUUGGUCUCCCGAUGGGCGUUAUCUGGCCUCCGCCUCCGAUGAUUGUACGAUCAGAGUAUGGAAAAGGGUAGGAGACCAUGAGUGGGUGUGCGUGAGUAUCUUAGAGGGGCAUGACAGAACGAUCUACGGUGUCAGCUGGGGAGUAGGGAAGAAGGGCACCGACGAUAACUUCCUCGGGUGGGUGGCCAGUGCCGGUGGCGAUGGUCGGAUAAAUGUUUGGGAGCUUACAGAGUCGGCGAAUGCGACGUCAAGGACGCCUCCAGACUCUAAGCUUAUCGCGCGCAUUGAGAAUGCUCACGGUGUUGCCGACAUUAAUAGCAUUGCGUGGUCUCCGAGAAAGGGUUAUGAAGACUUUCUUGCGACAACGGGUGACGACGGUACGGCAAGGGUAUGGAGGAUGGUUAAUGUAGAACGUUAAUAUCACAUUGAGAGAGUUGUGCAGUUUGCCAUGACGCC
This is a messenger RNA of Heterobasidion irregulare TC 32-1, 1144 nucleotides long. RefSeq lists its product as uncharacterized. Lineage: Eukaryota; Fungi; Basidiomycota; Agaricomycetes; Russulales; Bondarzewiaceae. Gene Ontology annotation, cellular component: cytosolic [4Fe-4S] assembly targeting complex. Gene Ontology annotation, biological process: iron-sulfur cluster assembly. The transcript is spliced from 6 exons. The record is from RefSeq and is a predicted model, not a curated record. Gene Ontology annotation, molecular function: protein binding. Bases 18 to 1106 code for a protein of 362 amino acids.